UCUCAUUCGUUUCAAGUCACAAACCAAAGCAGAGCCAACAACAUUCACCAACAACAAACACCUACAACAACACACAAGCGAGAAGAGGAAAAGCAAAUGAAGAGUGAAUUAGAGUUGCCACCAGGGUUCAGGUUUCACCCCACGGAUGAUGAGUUGGUGAACCAUUAUCUUUGUAGGAAAUGCGCUGGUCAACCAAUUGCUGUUCCUAUCAUCAAAGAGGUCGAUUUGUACAAGUUUGAUCCAUGGCAGCUUCCAGAAAUCGGAUUUUACGGCGAGAAAGAAUGGUACUUUUUUUCUCCUCGGGAUCGCAAAUACCCCAACGGCUCACGGCCGAAUCGGGCCGCCGGAAGUGGGUAUUGGAAGGCCACCGGCGCCGAUAAACCGAUCGGAAAGCCGAAGGCGCUUGGAAUAAAGAAAGCUCUGGUUUUUUACUCCGGAAAAGCCCCCAAAGGAGAGAAAACCAAUUGGAUCAUGCACGAAUAUCGGCUGGCCAAUGUUGACCGAUCAGCCUCCAAGAAAAAUAACAACCUGAGGCUUGACGAUUGGGUUUUGUGUCGAAUUUACAACAAGAAAGGGAAGAUUGAGAAAUACAACACGGGGGCACCGAAAUCGGAGACUGGGGUGGUUUAUAAUUUCGAACAUGAGACGAAGCCGGUGAUUGAGAAGCUUGGGAAUGAGCAGUUGUUUAUGGAUAGUUCCGAUUCGAUGCAGAGGUUGCAGAGUGAGUCGAGCGGUUCAGAGCAGGUGGUUUCGCCGGACGUGAGGUGGGAGAGAGAGGUGCAGAGCCAGCCGAAAUGGAAUGACAUAGGCCUACAGCUUGAAAACGCGUUUGAUUUUCAAUACAAUUACUUUGACAGCAAUAACCUUUCGGUGGAUGACCCUUUUGGGAGUGUUGAGUACCCCUUGCAGGACGUGCUCAUUGAAGCCCUAUUAAUGUGAAAACGAUACCUUUUGGACAAGGGGGCUUCAUUAUGUGCAUUACAUGGGACCCUCUACCCCAAAAUAUCUUCAUUAUUUUGUAAAGUCAGCAUUGGUUUGCAAUUGCCUUCACCUAACUACCACUACUGUUACAACAUGUGCUGCCAGGCUUAGUGUGUGAUGAACUGAGCUGCACGUGUAGUAACUAUUCUUGUUCUUUCUUCUAGAGAGGUCAGGGAAUUUUGAAUUCGGCUGAAAUUGGUAUUUGGAUUAGAUGUAAAGAAAAACAAAAAUAAGGGAACUGUGUAAAAGAGAUUAGGAGCAGAAUGAUCUCAACAAGGUGUCGAUUCAUAGGAUUUAUUGGAGGGUUAAUGUGUAGCUGUAGGAACUCAACCAGGAAAAUUCUUGUUCUAUUGUAUUGGAGUAUGAUUUUUUCAUAUAUUUGUAAUUUACAACUCCUACUUUUCAAUUCGAAGUAAACAGCUGAAUGAAAAUUCUUCCAUUCAAAGGAUGGAAAAGUUGCUCAA
Vigna radiata var. radiata (mung bean) is the source of this 1445-nucleotide messenger RNA. Its product is annotated as NAC domain-containing protein 2-like. Lineage: Eukaryota; Viridiplantae; Streptophyta; Magnoliopsida; Fabales; Fabaceae. The record is from RefSeq and is a predicted model, not a curated record. The transcript is spliced from 3 exons. Bases 97 to 939 code for a protein of 280 amino acids. Gene Ontology annotation, molecular function: DNA binding. Gene Ontology annotation, biological process: regulation of DNA-templated transcription.